Drosophila persimilis is the source of this 1543-nucleotide messenger RNA. RefSeq lists its product as uncharacterized. The transcript has 3 exons. NCBI's taxonomy places the organism in Eukaryota, Metazoa, Arthropoda, Insecta, Diptera, Drosophilidae. The record is from RefSeq and is a predicted model, not a curated record. Bases 39 to 1031 code for a protein of 330 amino acids.
AACUUGUACAAAUAUUUUGUAAGUCUUAGGCCCUAAAAAUGUCCGCAGUGGCGGACAAAAAGAAAAUCCUGACCAGCGUGGAGUACACAAGGAUCUGUCAAUUCGUUAAUGGAUUCCAUGGACUAGCCAUUGACUGCGAAUUCGAAUUGAGGAAUCGGUACUUUACGGAUGUGAACCCGCUGGCCCUGACGUGCAUUGUGCAAACGGAGCUGUUCAACAUGUCGCGCGGCCAGCACUGGCGGCACGACCAUCGGGCAAAGAAGCUAUUGAAGACAUAUGAGGAGCAAGCUCAUCUGUAUAACGACAAUGCCCUGAUUAUACGCAUGGCCUGUGCCGAGGGCGCCAAUCCCGUGGCCAUGUGCCGCGUCCUGCUGCAGGAGAAAUAUGACCUUAAGCAGAGGCCCCAGGUCUCCCGUCUGCUCAAGUAUCCGCAUUUGAUCAGCGAUCCCCAGCUGGCUGCCAAUGUGCAGCAGUGUAUGUACAGCGACAACCAAGAGGGUCCCAUCACAGAUCUUCGUCGGCGCAUAAUUGGCGAGGAAUACGAACUGAAGCUGAAACAGCUGGCCAAGGAGGCCGGCAUUCACUUCUACGAUGAGCACGACCUGCGUCGCCUGGGCUACGACAAGACGCCCGACAUCAAAAUGAUACUGCCAUUCCUCUACAAGGGCACCGUGGUCAAUUGGAUCGAGAGCAAAGCCAAUUUCGGCGAUCCCAAGAGCCACAAGUGGAACAUUAAUCAACAGUUGCAGAGCUAUUGCAAUCGUUUCGGCCCUGGCAUCAUCAUAUACUGGUUCGGCUACCAGGAGGAGACUCCCACUCUGCCCGACAAUAAUAUAGGCAUCACCGUGCUUAUGGACUUUCCAGCAAAAGAGGAUUUGGUCUUCAUGCAGCUAGCGGAGUGUCAAUCAACAGCCAAAAAAUCAAUAGCCCCGAGCCCAACAACAGCAGAUCCCCACUCUCUGUCUGCAGCCGGGGAUCAAUCGACGACGGCAAUCGCGAAAGGAGCUCCGAACCCCUUGAGUGGGGGAUAGUAGUGGGAUAUGCAGGGUAGAGAAUAGUAGGGAAUAUGCCGUUUUUUAUGUCUUCUAGUUUUUGUAUCCAUUGAGAUUUGUGCGUCCGUCACGACAUUGUCUGUUUUAUAGGCAAACUUUCUUUCUUACAAUUUCCCUUUAUUAAUUACAUAACUAGUUGACAACACAAUUUUCCAACAUUUGGAAAUAUGUCUGUAGCUUCUAGUAGGAAUCAAGUCAAGACGCGAAUGCAUUGCAUUUAAUUAAACAUUGGCUGGUUAGGCCGACGCAUGACAAAUGCUGUACUACAGCACUGAAACUCAUUUAGGUUUUUAACAAUUUUUUCUUUUUAUUCUGUAUUCAUAAAUUCUCAUUUACACACGAUUUACUCAAAUUGUUAUAGUACAAAAACAUUGGUUUCUCCUCUUUUCUGGCAUUAUUUGUUUUGUAUAAAACUAUAAAAUAUUGUAAUUCUUGUUUCUGAACUUAAUCCCAAAAGGUGGCAGAGCAGAGCAGAGUAAUUAUUGUUCUUA